Messenger RNA from Westerdykella ornata, 609 nucleotides. RefSeq lists its product as uncharacterized. The record is from RefSeq and is a predicted model, not a curated record. NCBI's taxonomy places the organism in Eukaryota, Fungi, Ascomycota, Dothideomycetes, Pleosporales, Sporormiaceae. The transcript has 2 exons. Bases 1 to 609 code for a protein of 202 amino acids.
AUGUAUCACUGUCCGGAGGGCAGUACAGACUAUGAGUUCGAGCCCUACUUCUACAUGGGUUUUAGCCCAACGCCAACGACCGUUAUCGAGACAGCACCACCAUCUACCAUGUCUGCUUCAUGUUGCAGCAGUGUCUAUGAGAGCUUCUGGGAUGGGCAGGAUAACUGUCCUAGCAUCAACACUUCACUUUCGUCUCAGACAGACCACGCUUUUGAAGAGGUCAAUGACUAUGGCGAAAAUUGGUUGUCACCCUGGACAGCUGAAUCGGAACCUACUAUCUUUAGCCAAUCAGAAGAUACCGAACAUGAUAGCUUGAACCUGCAUAGUAUUUCUUCUGGAGAUUUACAACUGAAAGACUAUAGUUUGUCUUAUCCUGGGAUGCUGCCGUCGUUGUGCAUCGACCCAAGGGAGACAAUUGAUCCGAUGAUUUUAUCCCUAGACAUCAACUCUAUCGAUAAUAGUCGAGAAAUCCCAUUGGCAUCAAGAGCGAAAUCUCUAUUCCAGUUGACUAUGGAGAUGGCCCUCAAUGUGAAAGCAUUGACGAGAGGUUAUUAUCCAAGCUCCAGCAUAACGAGGACGUUCCGGUACUCCAUCCGCAGUCGGGGCUAA